Molecule: messenger RNA, 1640 nt
Organism: Limulus polyphemus (Atlantic horseshoe crab)
Lineage: Eukaryota; Metazoa; Arthropoda; Merostomata; Xiphosura; Limulidae
Product: arrestin domain-containing protein 4-like
Exons: 6
Coding region: 321-1334 (337 amino acids)
Biological process (GO): protein transport
Cellular component (GO): cytoplasm
Source: RefSeq, a predicted model, not a curated record
CAGUGAUUGUGGUUGGACGCGAGCAUUUAGUUCUAUAUCACGCAAUUGUGCAAAAUAUUAUUAUCAUUUUCUUAAACUCGAGCUUACCACAAACACGUUGAUUUUCUGUCAUGCCGAACUUUAAAUUCAGAAAUUAUUAAUAUUUAUUGGGCUUUUCCUCACUGUUGUUAAUACUGGAAAAUAACUAUAUUCUGACAACAACGAUCCCAGUACGAAAAGAUCUUCGAAGAACUAUUUCAUUUAACCAUAACGUCUUUGGGAAAGUAACACAGAUAUAUUAGUAAAAUAAGCUUUCGUACUAUCUCUUUGCGCAAAAAAAAAUGACUAGAAAGCUAAGAGAAUUUCUCAUUCUUUUGGACAACGAAAGUUUACUCUACCUUCCAGGAUCAUUUCUUUCAGGUAAAGUUGUGAUAGAACUAGAAGUGGACACACCUGUGGUAGGCUUGUAUUUUCACAUCACCGGUGAAGGAGUGGUACGAUUCAUUAACAGAGGGCAAGGCCAAGUCAGUGACAAAGAAAACUACGUUGACUUUAGUAUGAGGCUGUUAGGGGAAGGACCUUCUGGCCCCGGAGCAAGAGUAAUAACGCUGCCACCUGGUGUACAUUCUUUCCCAUUCAAACUUGGCUUGCCGCUGGGUCUUCCAUCUACAUUUUUAGGAAAACACGGUUGGGUGCAGUACUUCUGUAAGGCUUCCCUCAAAGAGUCCACUGGUAUUGUGCAUAAAAAUCAACAGGUUUUUAUUAUCAUGAAUCCAAUUGACUUGAACUUAGAACCUUCAAUCCUGGUGCAACCAUUUCUCUGCGAAAUUGAAGAUACAAUUGGCGUCCCUUGUCUGUCGGCUGGUCCCGUCAGCUGCAGAGUUCGGUUAGACCGAGGGGGAUACGUACCUGGAGAAUGUAUAUGUAUUUCUGCAACAAUAGAGAACAGUAGUAAGAUUACGAUUCGAAAAACAAGAGCAAUUCUAUCAGAGACUAUUCAAUACACCUCAAAGAGAAAGAUAGUGCAGACAGAAACUAGGGAGCUAGCUUCAUUAGAAAAAGGACGUGUGGAGGCAGGAUCAACUGACCAGUGGAGAAAUGAGAUGAUGUGCAUUCCGCCACUUCCGCCGACAAAUCUUAGGGGUUGUCACCUAAUCCGCGUACAGUAUGAUAUUUAUUUUAUUAUCACGCCUAAAGGUCCGGAGAAGGAAAUUAAGCUUCAGCUUCCUAUCAUGAUAGCCACUUAUCCGAUACGGAACAGCGACGGAACUCUGUCUCGAAAGAAGGGAACGAAUUACCCAACAGUGUUACCUAUGUUUCGUUCAUGGCUAAACACCGGGACAAUGAACAAAUGAAGCUAGAAUUAUUUUAAAAGGCUGGAAUAGUGGUAAAGCUAUCGUCUUUAUUGAAAUGUAAAUGGUCAGAGGUAUUUGGAAAUAUUUUUCCAAAUAAAAAAAAUCUUAUUACAUUUUCAUCACCCAUGUGAUAAAGAAUGGCUAGUUGUUACUAUAGGUUACGCUUUUCAUUUGUGGUAGCAUAGAACUGAAGCAUUUAUACAGCUUUGCAAAUUUUGGGUAAUUCCCCUUUAACCACACAGCAAAAUCUCAUAAUAUGGUAGUAUUAUUAUUAGUCAGGACUCUCCAAGAGUAGCCACAAUUCUA